Molecule: messenger RNA, 192 nt
Organism: Diaporthe citri
Lineage: Eukaryota; Fungi; Ascomycota; Sordariomycetes; Diaporthales; Diaporthaceae
Exons: 3
Coding region: 1-192 (63 amino acids)
Source: RefSeq, a predicted model, not a curated record
AUGGCCCGUGGAAACCAGCGCGACAAGGCCCGCGAGGCCAACCAGAAGAAGAUGGCCGCCCAAAAGACCAAGAACACCAAGACCGGCAGCGAGAUGCAGCGCGACAAGGAGCAAGUCGCCGCCAUGAUGCGCGAGAAGCAGAAAGCUGCCGACGAGCGCAGGGCCGCCGAAGCAGCAGCCGGCAAGAAAUAG